CCUUUCUCCCUUUUAUCCAACCAAAAAUCCACAAUCCACAUUCAAAAUUAAUCACGCUCUUAAAUUAAAUCCAUUAAAUCCUUCCUAUAUAUAUUAUACAGAUAGGCAAGAGGAAAAAAAAAACAUCAUCGUUCGUUUGUCUCUGGUUAAUUUUCUCUCACAAACACACACACACACACACGCAUUAACCAUGGUUAAAUGGGUGUGUUUACUAACGACGACGGUGAUGAUCGCCGCCGUCAGUUUGUUGCAUACGUCAGCAGAGCUGGAAAGAUUCGAACAUCCGGCAAAAGGUGACGGAACCCUAACGUUCUUGGUUGUCGGUGAUUGGGGAAGAAGGGGUGAUUUUAACCAAUCCCAAGUUGCUUUUCAGAUGGGAAAAAUCGGAGAUGAGUUGGAUAUAGAUUUUGUGGUUUCAACAGGUGAUAAUUUCUACGAUAAUGGAUUGAAUGGGGAAGAUGACUCGAAUUUUCUCGAAUCUUUUUCGAAUAUUUACACCGCGAAAAGCCUUCAAAAGCAAUGGUUCAGCGUUCUUGGGAACCAUGAUUAUAGAGGUGAUGCGUUGGCGCAAUUGAGUCCUUUUCUUAGGAAAAUUGACAGUAGGUGGCUUUGUUUGAGGUCUUUUGUUGUUAAUGCAGAAAUUGCGGAAUUGUUUUUCGUGGAUACGACGCCGUUUGUGGAAGAGUAUUUCACAAGUCCGGAGGAUCAUGUAUACGAUUGGCGUGGUGUUUCCCCUGUUAAAAGCUAUACUGCCAACUUAUUGAAAGAUCUUGAAUCAGCAUUGAAGGAAUCAAGUGCAACAUGGAAAAUAGUGGUAGGUCAUCAUGCCAUUAGAAGUGUAGGUCACCAUGGCGAUACACAAGAGCUUAUAGAUCAACUUCUUCCUAUUCUUCAGGCGAACAAAGUCGAUCUAUACAUGAACGGACACGAUCACUGCCUCGAACGCAUCAGUGACCAAAAAAGCCCGAUUCAAUUUUUGACGAGUGGGGCGGGGUCAAAAGCAUGGAGGGGGGAUGUAAGUACGUCGAACAAUGCCGGGGUGAAUUUUUUCUACGACGGACAAGGUUUUAUGUCCGUAAAAUUGACACAAAGUGAUGUGGAGAUUGUGUUUUAUGAUGUUUUUGGUAGAUUAUUACAUAGAUGGACUAUGUCCAAGCUGCAGGACUUGCUUCAUCCAGUUAUAUGAAACAACAUAAUUUUUUUGGCAUUUAAAUGUGUCCUUUGUACCUCAUAUUACAUAGAUAUAAUUACAUAGGUGUAAAUAUAAUUUAUAUAUAGUAUUAGUACUCUCCAUUUCAUAGUGUUCUUAUUUUAUUGAAAUAGUCCGCUAGUAUAAUGUAUUUGUGUACGCAUAUAAUAAUAAAAGGCUGUAAAAUCCUAUUACAAUGGAAUAAUUUAAUUAUACUGCAAAAAACCCUCUGUAUUAUAGUAUGUCUCUUUGAAGAGUUUUUUUGUUUUUUUUGUCUCAAAAUAAUUUGU
Messenger RNA from Erythranthe guttata (spotted monkey flower), 1479 nucleotides. RefSeq names its product purple acid phosphatase 17. Gene Ontology annotation, molecular function: acid phosphatase activity. The record is from RefSeq and is a predicted model, not a curated record. NCBI's taxonomy places the organism in Eukaryota, Viridiplantae, Streptophyta, Magnoliopsida, Lamiales, Phrymaceae.